UUGAAACAAAAUAUCUGCAUAUAAAGUUCGGGCGCCUAUAUUGAGUUACUCCACUUAAUUAAAUAACUAUUAGUUAAUUACCGUAGAACAAGAAAAUUAGAAGUUAUGACCUCUUCAAAUGAUGAUGAGAUCAAUACUUUGAAGAACUCAUUGUUUGACUAUGAGAAAUUCAAUAUUGAAAAGCAUGAUAGACUCAUUACUCUUCUUAGUCUUGAUAAGAAGAAGAAUUUGCAUGCAUUAAUUGAAGCACGAAAGACAAAGCAAAUAUACUUUUUAUUAACUCCUAAAGAAUAUUCUAGUUGGUUACAAGAUGUUCAAUCUAUUGAAAGUUAUUGGGAAAGAAUAGAUUAUCUUAAAGGUUUUUAUUUUCUGGUAUUAAAUGAUCAUCCUGUAGUACUAUAUUGGGCAGGAUUUUUAGAUUUAAUAAUUAAUGAUUCAAAUGCUGGUGUAGAAAUUCCACCUCAAAUUGCAAGAGCUUUAAAAGUUUGCUCUCAUGAUUAUAAAAAUAGUCAUAAAAUUUGGGAUUUAGUAUUUAAAUAUUAUUUAAAGGACUAUGAAGAAGAAGAAACUCCUGAAAAACUUAAUAUUAUUAUAAAAUUGCACUUAAAGAGAUUAUCAACUCCUCAUGAAACUAUUGAUAAAUCAUUUGAAGAAUUUUCUUCAUUCAUAUCAGAAUAUGAUUCCGAAAAUUAUGAAUCACAAUUAUUAAUCGCGAAUAAGAUUCAUACUGAAUCUAAAAAACAAUGUAUAUAUUAUGAUAAAUAUGAAAUUCAACUCGCUAAAAAUCCUUCUGAUAUAAAUAUUUGGACAGAUUACUUGAAAAGUAUAGCGAAAUAUCUGGAAUCUAAUGAUAUUGCAGGUAUUAUAACUUUAUUUGAAAGAUUCUUGGCUCUGAUCUUUAAGAGAUAUGAAAUUAAGUGGAUUAAUUUAUGGUAUGAAUAUAUUUAUUGUUUGUAUGAAAAAUGUGAAGAAGAAAGUAUAAUAUCAGAAGCUCUUUUAAAGUUUAUUAAAUCAUAUCCAGAUAAUCCUCGUACAUAUGCUGAACAUAUUAGAUUUACAGGGACACAAGAUGUCUUUCCUAGAAUGGAUGCUUUAGAUCUAUUAAAGAAGUCGAAAAUUGAUGAUUGGAAACUUGCAGCAAUGGCUAUAUUAUCUCAAGAAUUUGAUGAUGCUAAAAAGACUCCUGAUGAUGAAAAUAAAUUUCGAUUACUUUAUAUGGAUUUAAUUAAAUUUUGUGAUCUUGCUUUGGCUGAUGGUAAAGAUAAAAAUCAUUCUGUUGAAAAAUUAGUAAUUUCAAUUCUUUUGGAAUUAGAUGAUCAUGAAUUAGCUGAACAAAUUUUAACUAAAUUGAGAUUAGUUGCUCCAACUGAAAGUAAUGUAUGGUUAUAUUCCUAUACAUUCUAUAGAGAAACUAAGGCUGCUGAUGCUGAAUUUAUUUCAUCUCUUUUUAAACAAGCAAUGGAAGUAGAAAAUUUGGAUGAUCCUGAAAAAAUUCAUCAAGAAUGGUUAACUUUUGAAAGUGCCUAUGGUGAUAGAAAUAGUUAUAACCGAGCAGCCAUUUACUCCAAUGCACAAUUGAGUAAACAUCAGGCUGGCAUGAAAAUUAAAAUCCCACCAGUAAAUGAAAAAGAAAAGACAGUUAAAAAAGUAGAGAAUGAAGAAAAUCCCUCUAAAAAGAGGAAAUAUAGUACAACAAAAGAAUCUAUGGCUGAUGAAUUAAAGCGUUCAAGAGAGAAAUAUUGUGUGAGUGUGUAUAAUCUUCCAUCGACUUGUGAUAACGCAAGUGUAACUAAAUUCUUUGAAGAAUGUGGACCUGUUAUUAAUAUGAAUAUUAUUCAUGAAAAUGAUGAUAAAAUUGCCAUUAUUGAAUUUAAUAGUGAUCAGGCAGUAUUAGCUGCAUUAACAAAAGAUUUUAAAAAGAUGAAUGGAGAAGUUAUACGAGUACGACGUCAUGAACAUUCAAUAGUAUUUGUUAGUAAUUUCCCAUCUAGUAUGAGAAGAGAAGAACUUGUUACGAUGUUUGAAAAUGUAGGAAAAGUUGUCAGUGCAAGAUAUCCAAGUCAAAUUCCCCAAAAAUCUAGAAGAUUUUGUUUUCUUGAAUAUAGUGAAGAAGUUAUGGCUAGAGAAGCUGUUAAGAAAUUUAAUAAUAUGGUAGUAAUUGAUCGAUUGAGUAAAAGUCCAUAUACUUUAAAAGUUGAAAUAUCUGAUCCAGAAAAAGCUGAUAAUGCUAAAAAUAGUAAAUUGAAUAGAGAUGCUCCAAUGGCCGAACGUAAAAUUAAAGUUUUCAAUUUACCUACAUUUUAUACCGAACAACAAAUUGGACAUUUCUUUACUAAAUUUGGUGGAGUUGAUGAUGUAACAAUUCCUCGAACUACUAGAAGAAGAAAUAAUGGUCAAUAUAAUGAUGGGAUUGCUGUUGUUUUAUUUAAAUCUAUCGAUAGUAUAAAAAAAAUUCUUUCAAAAGCUCCAAUUAUUUUAGAAGGUCAUGAACUUGAAAUAGAUCGAAAAGUUCCUAUUAAAAUUGAAGAUUUUCAAGAUGAAUCAACUAUGGGUAUAAGAAAUUUAGAUAGAACGAUUUCAGUAGAUCAACUUAAACUGUAUUUGGCAGAAAAGGGAUAUAUGCCAAUUAAAGUUGCCAUAUAUCCUGAAGUUGCAGCAGCUUUAGCUCAAUUUGCAACCAUUAGUGAUUCAGGUAAAGCUGCCAUGGCUUUAGAUGGACAAACUAUUGGACAAAAUGUAAUUGAAACUGCAACAAAGAGUGCCAUACUUGACUUACGUAAUGGUUCAAGUUAUCAUCCAAGUCGUAGUGUAAUGAUCCCUCCUAACGUUCAACGCCGUAGAAGGUGAUUUUAGUACUACUGUACUCAUUUUUUCUGAGAGUAAACGGAAAACGGAAAACGGAAAACGGAAAAAAGUAGAAAAUGUCUUACGUAUAUAGAAAUUCUUUUGUUUCUUUUUGUAAUUAGC
This is a messenger RNA of Scheffersomyces amazonensis, 2967 nucleotides long. Its product is annotated as U6 snRNP complex subunit. Lineage: Eukaryota; Fungi; Ascomycota; Pichiomycetes; Serinales; Debaryomycetaceae. Bases 106 to 2847 code for a protein of 913 amino acids. The transcript has a single exon. Gene Ontology annotation, molecular function: mRNA binding; protein binding. The record is from RefSeq and is a predicted model, not a curated record.